GCAGUGGUUACUUCUAGUCACCACCACACGCUCAAAUAGCUUCCCUCGCUCCGGCAAUCCCGCAAGCACCCUGCGACUUUCAGAUCACUACCGCGGUUGUUGAUUGUUGCGUAGUGACCGUAUUUUACGAUCUGGUACUGGGUCUCUUGUCGUUGCCCUAAAUGACCGCGUCUCCACCCAAGGAUCCGAACCGCUUCCUCACGUCGUUCCAUGCAGCACUUGUUGCAUGCUCUGCUGAGGCAGCAGCGUACGGGCGUUGCGUGGCUGCGAGAGUCCCAGGCGUGGACAAGGCCGUGUGCGACAAGGAGUUCCUGCAGCUCAAGUCCUGCUUCUACGCCUCCUUGCGUAAGCGCAAGUAGCGGCGAUUGCUGAGUUGCGCACCACUGCUGAGACUUUAGCUGUCUCUUGCUGUGUUGGCGGUGCACGCAGCAGUGACAGAUUGCAGCAGGCUAGGGCGUGUGUUGAUUCUGGGGAGUUGGAAGGAAGGAGAUAGGUGCUGAGGAGUGAGAUUUGUUGAUGGGAUAAUGUCAUUGGUUGCGUGCUGAGGGGGGACGGACGGAGAGUGGAGAGAGAAGGUGAGAAAGGAGGGUAGGAGCGAAAGGGGUGGGGAGUGGACAGGAGGCAGAAGCUGUGGUGCACAUACUGGAAGUCACGGGAACAAUCCAGCAUAGCUGAUGCACUCCAGUUGAUGAAUAGAUAGCAAGUUGUUUGCCCUCCAUCCAUGGUUUCAUCUUACACGCCAGUCAUGUCAUCUGGCGUUUCAUCUGGUAUGCGAACGCCAGGGAUGUCCCCUGCCAUGUCACCGUCACAGUCACCAGCCAUGUCACCGAGAAAAGGGUCGACGAGAACGCCCAGAGAGAGAAGACGAGGGGGAGGGUGGGGGUCCGAACCGGCAUCACCAGCACCAUCAUCAGCAGCACCGUCACCAUCAGCACCAUCACCGUCAGCACAACCAUCACCCUUCUCCUCGUCGCUAUCACUACCAGAGGAUUCCAGCCCUGUGGUGCUGGGCCCGCGGCCUCUGCUGCGCUUUGACGUGCCGGGGGCAGCGGGUGUCAUGUACGACGAGCCCCACGGCAUUUUGCUCGUGUCGGCACAUGAGAAGGUGUACGCGUGGCGCGUGCCUACGCCAGCACAGGAGCAGCAGAGCCUCGGACAGUACAUUCAGCAGCAGCAGAAGCAGCAGCAGGUGGUGGGGCACAGUCAGAGUCACAGUCACAGCCAUCUGCAGCCCGUCCAGCAGCCAGCGCCGCAGGUGUUUGCGAUAUCGGACCGCCCUGUGCUGGCUGUGCGCUUCUCCCUGGACGGCCGCAUCCUCGCGGUUCAACGGUCCGCGCACGAGCUCGAACUGCUGCUCCGACGCCCCUCCUCCACCACCACCGCCGCAGCAGCCACCACCUCCACCUCCUCCACCUCCUCCUCUUCCGCCUCCGCUUCCCCCACACCCACUGCUGCAGCUGCUGCUGGCUCUUCUGGUAGUGACAGUCCAGCAGCCGCUGCCAGUAGCGCUGCAGCACCAGGGCAAGGAGGGGAGCAGGCAGGCGAGGGUGUGGGCGCAGGCAGAGAACAAGGGCCGGGAAACACGGGCAGCAGCAGUGGUGCUAGUGGUAGCAGCGGUGCUCCUGGCAAUGGUAGUGCUAGUGGUAGAAGUAGAGGCAGCUCGGCAGCAGAGGCUGCUAUGAGCGCACCUGUUACAGUGACAGCACCGGCACUCACGUACAGAAGUAGAAGUGCGGCGGAUAAGAUCCUGGGCUUCUUCUGGUCGGAUUGCCCUCUCUGCGACCUCGUUAUUGUCACAACUGGGGGUUUGGAGCUCUUUCGAGUGGUAGCAGCAGCAACAGCAGGGGCACCAGGGUCACCCUCAGCAGGAGCAGUAGGAGCAGCAGGGCCAGGCGGGUCAGGGUCAGGCACAGGGGGGGCGGGGUCAGGGCAGGUGGUGAUGCGGGUGGUGGAGGCAUGGCGCGUGGCCAUAGGGUGGUAUGUGUACACGCAUGAGUCGCGAGUGCUCAUCCUCGCUGCAGGGCCCAGGUUCUGCACGCUCACUGCCAUUCAGUUCUCUGCAGCAGGUCUGGUGAAGCUGCCCAAGUUCAGCGCUCAGCUGGGCACGCCUGCUCCCACCACCGUGCCAACGCACUCCCUCACUGCCAAGCCGCCACCGCCCGUGGUUCUAGCCCCCCAGGACGUGCGCAUUGCCAACAUGUACGGCCGCAUAUACUGCAUUCAGGUGGACCGAGUGUCCUCCCUGCUGCACAUCUUCCGCUUCUUCCGCGACGCCAUUGUGCUGCAGGUCUCCAUCCCUCUGCCGUCCACUCGUGUGGCCGUGAGUGUGGCGGACAACCUCCUCCUGGUGCACCUGCCAGCAAUCCACCGCCUGCUGCUCUUCGACCCCCUCCUCAACCACUGGAAGCCCAUCUGCCCCGCGCUUGCCCCCGCCUUUGCGCCCCUUACCUCCUCCUCGCAAACACUCCCUCGCUCGCCCCCUCGCUCUCUCUCCCGCUCCUCCACAAGUCUCUCUAGCACCAGCACGAGUGUCAGCACUGCUAGUGGCAGCGGCGACGGCUCCUCUGCUCCUUCCACGCCUCGCACUGGCACCAGCAGCAGCAGCAGUGGGGGGGGCAGCGGUAGCAGCGGCAGCACCCGCAGCGGUAGCAGCAGCAGCAGCGGCAGGUCACGGUCUCGGUCGAAGGUGUACGGGUCGGGGUGGGUGCUGGUGAAUCCGGAUCUGGUGUUGGAUCAUGUCAAGGGGGUGCUGUGGCGCCUGCACCUCAACCUGCAGACUCUGGCAGUGUGUGCAGCCGACCGCGCAUCUCUCUUCGCUCUGCUGCAGCGCCGGCGCUGCAACCGGCAGCAGGUGCGCUCCAUCUGCCUCUCCCUCUUCUCCGACCUCCUCGCCUCGCGCUCGCCCCUCCCCGCCCUCUCCUCCGCCUUCUCCUCUCUGCUCUCCACCUAUGCUACUGCGCUUGCUGCUGCUGCCCAAAAGCCCAAACCUGUACAAGGCUCACCAACUGCUGCUGCUGCUGCUGCUGUUUCUGGUGGUGCUGGCAGCAGCACUAACGUGGCUAGUAGCAACAGCACUGUUGCAGCGAGGGAACAGUUUAUGGGACAGGACAGGGCAGGGCCAGCAGGGGCAGGGGCAGGGGCAGCUGAGCAGCGGUCAGCCCAGCAAUUGGGACCCAGUGAGCGAACGAGCUCGGGAGGAUUCUUUCAUGUGGCCGCAGAUUCUGGUGAAUCAGGGGCUUCAGGGGCUGCUGUAUUAGGUGGUGAUGGCGGCAUGGGGGAAGCACUGGAGGGGAAAGCGGGAGCAGGAGGGGGAACGGGAGGGGGGGAGAGGGAGGGAGCGUUAUCUCGGUCAAGCUCUGUGGCUUCCGUGGGGGAUGGGCAAGGCCUGGCUGCUGCGAGGGGCGGCAGUGCGGGUGGUGGCAGGGGCGGGGAAGCAGAGGCGGCGGACCCUGCAGUGGAGGAGGAUGAGGGGGUCGUGUCUCCAGACCAUCUGCUGCAGCAGAUAGAGCGGUAUUUGGAAGCAUGCACGCAGCAGGCCAGGAGACACGGAAGCACCUUGCAUCACCACAUGGGUGCAGGAGAGAGCAGCAGAGGGGGGAGUGGGGAGGGAGGGGGGGAUGGUGGGGGAGGAGGGGAGGUGAAAGGGGGAGAAGACCGGGGAGAGGAUGGGAGCAGUGGUGAGAAGGAGAGAGACAAUACUGCAGCAUGUGGUGCUGCAUCGCAGGACAGCAGCUAUAUUGUGGGGGUUAUGGUUGAACUCAUCAGAUGCAUGGACGACCUGCGCCUGCCAUUGCCUGCCUUCCUGCGGGCCCAGUCCUCCCUUGUGCGCCUGCUGGCAUCGCACCAUAUGUGGGCUGCGCUGUUGCACCUGCUCAACGCCAAGCUCCUUCGCUUCUCCCCCGCCUUCUCAUGGGACCUGCUCCGCCUCUCCUCCUCCCUCUCCCCCUCCUCCUCCUCUCCCUCCCCCCCUGCCCUCCCACCUGCAUCGCUCAAAGCACGGUCACGGGUACGGAGGGAGGCGGUGCGGCUGCUGCAGGCAUGGCUGGGGGCGAGGGAGGGGCAGGAGCAGGGCCGAAUGGGGGCGCAGAGGAGGGAGGAUAUGGCAGCGCUGCUGCGCGCUAUGGUGCUGUCCUGUGGCCCUCUUGCUGCUGCUAGGUUCCUGGCGUCAGCACCGUCACAGGUGUUUUGGCAGCAUGCCAGCUCUCUGCUUGCGUGCCUGUCGCACCCCCAGCACCUGCACCUGGCGCCGGCUGUACUGCGAUGCUUCCAGGAAGCUGUGCCCUCCUUCCAAGACGCCCUGGCGCGCAGGGAGAGGGGAGAGGAUUGAGGAGGCAGCGUGGGGUAGGAUCGGAGAGGGGCGGAGUGGGAUGGGCGUGGGGAGGGGGGAAUGGUAGAAAGAGGGGAGGAGGCGGAGUGAGGUGGAAACAGAGAGGCAUCAUGAUUCAUGAGUGGUAUUGAUUCAAGGUUUGUGUGAGCUAGGUUCGGCCUCAAUGUCUGUGUUUUAGCAGGUUUCUGAGUAAGCAGCUUGCAUCCACUGCCAGCAGCAUAAGUUCCCUCCUUGUAUAGCUGGGCUGAUCGGAUAGCUGCCAAACCAUCCAUCCAUAAAACCAGUGCGUGCAUUGUAUAUCAAAGUGAAGUGAAUAAUAAUGGAGUAGAGAG
Closterium sp. NIES-67 is the source of this 4659-nucleotide messenger RNA. The record is from the annotation of a GenBank genome assembly. Lineage: Eukaryota; Viridiplantae; Streptophyta; Zygnematophyceae; Desmidiales; Closteriaceae.